Messenger RNA from Triticum aestivum (bread wheat), 1494 nucleotides. RefSeq lists its product as uncharacterized. The transcript has 4 exons. The record is from RefSeq and is a predicted model, not a curated record. Lineage: Eukaryota; Viridiplantae; Streptophyta; Magnoliopsida; Poales; Poaceae. The coding region runs from base 1 to 1494 and encodes 497 amino acids.
AUGCCAUCCUCCUCCGGGACCUCGGAAUCCUGGUCGCCGGACGACCUCCUCGACAAACCCACCCGCGACCGAGCUCCCCGCGCCAGCGCCGCCGACGCCGACGACGACCCCGACGACGUCUCGGCCGAGCGGGUCACCUCGCGGCUGCGCAAGCCAGGAGCCCUGAGGGCCCUCUGCAAGAGGUACUCCGUCCCCGACGGCUUCGCCCCGGUCCUCGCCGGCGACCGCUCCUCAUGCUCCACGCCGCCGCCCGGGUCCGUCUGCGUGUACCUCGACUCGCUGGACGCCGGGAUGCGCCUGCCCCUCCACCCCUUCUUCGCCGCGGUGCUCAGCCACUUCGGGCUCGCCCCCGGCCAGCUCUCGCCCAACGGCUGGCGCGCCAUGGCGGGCUUCGUGGCGCUCUCCCGCUCCGCCGGCGUGGACCCGUCGCUCGCCGUGUUCCGGCACUUCUUCGCGCUCUGCCCGUUCCCGCCGCACGGCUUCUACACCCUCCGCGGCAAGGACGCCGACGGCCUGCUCUUCGCCCGGAUCCGCGCCAAGUUUGUCAAGGGGUGGAAGGAGGAUUUCUUCUUCCUGGCGUCGUCGGCGCCGUGGCCGUGCCCGGUGGAGUGGGGGGGGGGGGGGGGGGGGGGGGGGGGGGAGCCUUCCAGGUCCUCCACCUUCGAUCCGUCGCUCACCGUGCAGGAGAAGGCCGUGGCGGACAGCCUGCUGCGUGCUCGAGGGAGUUCCCCGAUCGACCUCUUCGCGUAUCUCCACCACCGCAACAUGGCCGCGGCCAGCAUCACCGGGGUGUCGUCUCCGCCGCCAACUCCUAAAGCCGUUCGAUCUGAUGCCGCCAUGGAGGAAACCACGGCCGCGGCCGCGCGCGCGUCGGCAGGGAAGGUGAAGGUGAAGAACGAGCCUGACUGCAAGGUGCCGCCUUGUGCGCCGUCGCUUGGGAAGAAGAGGAAGCUGCCGGGGGACCGUGCGGACGGCGAGAGCUUGACGUCGUACCCCUCUUGCCCGCCGGGCUUCUCCGCCCCCUGCAAGUCGCCGCCCACGACAAGCAAAGAUGGUGACUGGAAGGCGGCGAGGCGGCUGCUGCAGGGCACCGUGACGCCGUCGCGGGAGCGCGAGCUCGCCGCGUCCAAGCCGGCCGACGUCGUCGCCUCAACCUACGUGUCACUGCUCCAGACGGCGAACGAGGUGGCCUUCUCGCUGGGCUACGCUCUGGAGCUGGAGGACAAGCUGAGGGCGCGCGAGCGCAAGACGGACGCGCUGCGGGCGGAGCUGCACCAGGCGAAGGCCGAGCUCGCCGUGACCAAGGCGGAGGCCGAGAGGGCGGCGGCGGCACGGUGGUUCUGGGGGUCGAGCAGGGAGCACGCGCGCGCGCUGGCGGAGCGGGAGCUGCGCGGGUACGAGCGCGGCCUGGAGGACAUGCGGCGCGCCGCGCUCCAUCGCUACCCGUACCUGGACCCGUCGCUGCUCUUCGUGCCGGUCCGCGGCCCCCCGUAG